Molecule: messenger RNA, 1539 nt
Organism: Lachancea meyersii CBS 8951
Lineage: Eukaryota; Fungi; Ascomycota; Saccharomycetes; Saccharomycetales; Saccharomycetaceae
Source: the annotation of a GenBank genome assembly
AUGAAUUAUACCUCAUUAGACCACAGUGCUCUCCAUAAUCACCAAGCUGCUACGCUGCUAUGUUGUAACUGUGGUGUGCCCAUCAACGGGUCUGCCGGUUUAGUUAUGUGUUACGAUUGUAUCAAGCUGACCGUUGACAUCACGGAAGGAAUACCCAGAGAAGCUAAUGUUUCAUUUUGCAGAAACUGCGAGCGGUUUUUGCAACCUCCAGGACAGUGGGUGCACGCACAACUAGAAUCGAGAGAACUUCUGGCGCUAUGUUUGCGCCGCCUGAAAGGUCUCAAUAAAGUCAGAUUAGUGGAUGCCUCAUUUAUUUGGACCGAACCACAUUCUAGACGUAUUCGUGUUAAACUCACGGUGCAAGGGGAGGCUAUGACUAAUACUAUCAUCCAGCAAACAUUCGAGGUCGAGUAUGUGGUUGUUGCGAUGCAAUGUGCCGAUUGCGCUCGUUCCUACACCACCAACACAUGGAGAGCCACCAUACAAAUCAGACAAAAGGUUCCUCACAAACGUACCUUCUUGUACUUGGAACAGUUGAUUCUAAGACACAACGCGCAUGUGGACACCAUCAACAUCCAAGAAGCGAAGGAUGGUCUCGAUUUUUUCUACGGUCAGAAAAACCAUGCUGUUAAGAUGUUAGACUUCCUCAACUCCGUCGUUCCAGUUAGAUCUAAAAAAUCUGAAGAACUCGUUUCGCAAGAUACACACACGGGUUCCUCCACCUACAAGUUCUCUUUCUCGGUCGAAAUUGUACCUAUCUGUAGAGAUGACCUUGUCGUUCUACCAAAGAAGCUGGCGAAAUCUCUCGGCAACAUUUCCCAGUUUGUGCUGUGUUUCAAGGUCUCUAACACUCUUCAGUUCAUGGAUCCCAUGACCUUGCAGACGGCCGAUCUAUCAGCAUCUGUUUAUUGGAGAACUCCGUUUGAUUCUCUAGCCGAUGUUUCACAGUUGGUUGAGUUCAUAGUCCUAGACGUUGACCCAACCGGCAAAACAAAAAAUAAGUGGGUACUUGCCGAUAUUACUGUUGCUAGGGCCGCUGACCUAGGAGUCAACGAUCAAGUAUACUACGUUCGUUCUCAUCUCGGAGCUCUUUGCCAUCCUGGAGACAGUGUGAUGGGGUACUUCAUCGCCAACUCUAACUACAACUCUGAUCUUUUCGACAAUUUGAAUAUCGAGCAUAUUCCAGAUGUGGUCUUGGUCAAGAAGCAGUACAUUCGUAAGACUCGCAAGAACAGAAACUGGAAGCUUAAGAGAAUGGCUCGUGAGCAUCAAGAGAUUGAGGCUUCUCAAGACUACACAUCCAGACAGCAGAAACAGGAAAUGGAAAGAGCAGAGAGAGACUACGAGGCCUUUCUGCAAGAGCUGGAAGAAGAUUCAGAAAUGCGUCAAACUGUCAACCUUUACAAGAGCAAUGCACCUGUGGCUCCAGCCGAAGGGGAGAUGGAUGAAGAUGACGAUGAAGAUGGCCCACAGAUUGACAUCGACGAGCUUCUGGAUGAGCUAGAUGAGAUGACCUUGGACGAAGCGCCACCAUCUUAG